UGGCAGUUUAUAAUUGAUUUGUAUUUUCGAUUGAAAUUUGUUUACAUUUUAAAAUUUACAACGUUUUCAAUUUGAACUGUCUACUGAAGUAUUUUGAUAUAAUUCUAUACAUUUACAGAAGAUUUUCUUUUUAUAAUUUACGGUUUAUACGUUUCAAGUUACUAUUCGGAUUUAUCAAUAGGGACACUGAUAAGGUAAUUUUUAAUUAUUUUUAUCAGAGUGACGUAUAUUUUAUUUGGGACGUUAUAUUAUUAAGAGUCGUUCAGUUUAUUAGUUGGGACGCAAGGCCAAAUAAGAUAGCAGUGCAAUAUUAGCUCGUCGUAUCAAAGUACAAGAUUCAAAGGUCAACAGUCGAUUGACUUAAAAUGACUAUACGGAAACCAAAACUAUUGAAAACACUGAUAUUAGGCGCUCCCGCAUCAGGGAAAGGUACAAUAUCAUCCCGAAUAGUAAAGAAGUACCAGGCUGAUCAUGUGUCCAGUGGAGAUAAAUUGAGGGAUCACAUAGAAAAGAAAACUGAAUUAGGACUGGAGGUUAAGAAAUACCUCAAUGAAGGCCAACUGGUACCAGAUAAUGUCAUGAUCAAGUUUAUGAUCACCGAAUUAAAGAAAGUUGAAGAUAAACCUUGGCUUCUAGAUGGAUUCCCACGGACCAUAUCACAAGCCGAGGCCCUGUGGAAAGUGCAACCGGUUGAUGUAGUGCUGAACCUCAAUGUGCCAUUUGAUGUCAUCAUAGAUAGGGUUAAAAAUCGCUGGGUUCAUUUGCCUUCAGGGAGGGUGUAUAAUAUAGGUUUUAAUACACCAAAGGUCUUGGGGAAAGAUGAUGUUACCGGUGAAGAUCUAUUCCAACGGCCCGAUGAUAAACCGGAGGCAGUAAAAAAAAGACUUGAGAUAUAUGAAAGUGUUACACGACCUGUAAUUAAUUUUUAUAAAGAAAAAGGUAUAUUGAAAGAAUUUGAAGGACGCACAUCAGAUGAAAUCUGGCCUCAAGUAACAGCAUAUUUGGACCCGAUAUUUCAAAAUUGAGAUACAUUACUCAACCAAGAUGCGCACAGUAUUAAGUUGAAAUGUAGUAUAAAGAAAAAUUACCAAAAAAAGGUCUUCCAUUGCAAUGAAUUUAUCCAAGUACUUAUGAAGAAUAUAUAAAUAAAAAUAUUUUGAUACAAUAAUGUUGUCUAUAUUUUAUAGUAAAAGUAAACUGCACAAGGAAACAUUAAUGUAUCAUAUAUCUCUAGUCAUGAUGAAAAAAUUAUAUAUAUUGGUCCUUUGCAGCUACUUAAGGAUAUAAAAAAAUUCUACAUCCACAAGCUGGUUUUAACAUUUUAAAUAAUUAAUUACAUAUGUAUGCCAUUUAAGGGCAAUUAAUUAAUAGUUAAUUAGUGCCUUAUCGUUUUUUACAUUUAUAAGGACUAUUAUUAAGAUAGUAUUGUUUAAUAAAGUGUUGGUUAUGGAUUAGUUCAUUUAGCACAAACUCUGUAAAUUUAAUCUAUAAGAUUUUCUAUUGCCACAGAUUAUAUAUUUUGUAGACUUGUUAUUAUAUAUAUGUUUUACUUUGUGCCAAAAAGUUGUUGUUUGUUUUAAUAAAAGUACUGCAGAUUAAA
This is a messenger RNA of Danaus plexippus (monarch butterfly), 1600 nucleotides long. RefSeq names its product GTP:AMP phosphotransferase AK3, mitochondrial (gene Ak3). The record is from RefSeq and is a predicted model, not a curated record. The transcript has a single exon. Gene Ontology annotation, cellular component: mitochondrion; cytoplasm. Gene Ontology annotation, biological process: nucleobase-containing compound metabolic process. Gene Ontology annotation, molecular function: ATP binding; AMP kinase activity. NCBI's taxonomy places the organism in Eukaryota, Metazoa, Arthropoda, Insecta, Lepidoptera, Nymphalidae. The coding region runs from base 366 to 1025 and encodes 219 amino acids.